ACUAAGGGGUGACCUCAUCAGUGUUUAUAAGUAUGUAAAAAAGGAUGGAGCCAGGGUCUUCAGUAAUAUCCAGUGACAGGACAAGGGGCAAUGGGUGGAAGCUGAGCCUUAAGAAGUUCCACUGACACAUAAGGAGAAAUCUUUUCACUGUGAAGAUGACAGAAUACUGGAACAUGCUGCUCAGGGGUGUUGUGGAGAGGAAGCUCUGGAGAUAUUCAAGACCUCCCCAGAUGUGCUCUUGUGUGAUCUGGUAUAGGUGAUGCUGCUCUGGCAGGGGGGUGGGCUAGAUGGUCUUUUGAGGUCCCUUCCAACCCUUAUCAUUCUGUGAUCAUGCUAAGCAGACCCAGCUCUUUAUUAAGGAGAAGCUGGCAUAGCUCUGCUUGUAAGUGACCUGCUUGGGCUGGGGCAAGAAUCCAUGCUGAAGACACUCAUCUUCUCUCUUGGCAACCAGGGAGGCUGAUAAAGCUUGGGAGACAUGUCCUCAUGAUGUAGCACAUCAGCUGGUGUUUCCCAUUGCCUCCACAUUUGGAACUCCCUUUGCCAGCUGUGGUGAUUUGACCCUGGCUGGGGGCUAAAUGCCCAACAAAUCUGCUCUAUCACUCCCCUUAGAUGGAAGGGCAAAGGGAAAAUCAUAACAAAAGUCCGAUGAUAAGGUAGAAGCAAUUUAAUAACGCUAAGUGCAGGCAAAGAGCAAAGGCCGUGUAGAAGCAAAAAGAUAUGUUGUUCUCUACUUCCCAUCAGCAGGUGAUCUGCAGCCCCAGGAAGCAGGGCUCUCUGAGAAGUAACUCCAACUCUACCAAACCCAGUACACCAGAACAGAGAGAGGUUCUCAUUCUAGUAAAUGUCUUGGAGUGUGCUCCACAUUAAGGCUGAGUUUGAUGCCCUGGGGACAUACAUUUAGAGAACACACAUCCUCUGAUGACAAGCAGCCUUUAUCUAUAAGUGGAUAUCCAGCAACCAUUGUCCUGUAGCAGGGUGAGGCUUCUUUCUCUUUGCUCCUUGCCUCCUACACCCAGAAGAGAGAUGAUAUUUGCCGGCUGCAAAUGUGGUUUCAUUGCCAGGUUUGACCUUCAGAACAAGUUUGGUGCCUUUGGCUGGAAACCUGGUAAGAGAGGAACUGGUCAAUGCUUUGAGAUACCUCUUUCUCUGUGCACCCUCUUUUCCUGUCUGUACAGGGAUUGGCAGCCCUGUCUUGUACAGUAUGAAUAUACCAAGGAGGCCAACAGCAUCAGGAAUAGUGUGGCUGGCAGGACUUGAGAAGUGAUCAUCCCCUGUACUGGUCACUAGUGAGGUGACACCAUGGAUACUGGGUUCAGCUUUGGGGCCCUCCCAAGAAGGACACUGAGGUGCUGGAGUGUGCCCAAAAAAAAAGGUCAGUGAUGCUGGUGAAAAGUCUAGAGAUCAAGUCUUGUGAGAAGGAGCUGAGGAUACUGGGGUUGUUUAGCCUGGAGAAAAGGAGUCUGAGAGAACUUGCUCUCUGAAAGGACAUCGGAGCCAAGUUGGGGGGCAGUCUCUUCUCCCAUGGAACAUGUGAUAGAACAGGAUUGAAUGGCCUCAAGUUGUACCAGAGGGACCUAAGGUUGGACAUUAGGAACAAUCUCUUCCCUGAAGUGGUUGUCAAGCUCUGAAAUAGGCUGCCCAGGGCUGUGGUGGAUUUCCCAUCCCUGGAGGGACUUAAAAGCCAUGUAGAUGAGCCACUGAGUGACAUGGUUUGGUGGUGCCCCUGGCAGUGCUGGGUUAAUGGUUGGACUUGGGGUGGCAAUUCACUUCCAACCAAAACCAUUCUGUCGUUCCUUAUAAAUGCAGCCAGGAUUUCUGGAGCACGUUGGGAAGCAAGACUGUUUGCUCAGCCAGUGGGGACGUUUGCUCGGAGAUUGUGCUGGAGCAUCUGCCUUUUGAGAAGCGGCAUUACAUCAGCUGUGAGAAAGGGGGCAGCCUCUGGCUUCCUAGUGGAGGGUGGAGGAGGUACCAGACCUACAUCCGGAGGGGGCCAAGCACAGUAAGAUCAUAUGUUGCUGCCCAUACCAUUUGACGACAUCACACCAGUCUGUGGCAGAAGCAGAUAGUGUGAGGAACAUGGUCUGAAGAGUUUUUAAGAAGGCAUCUAUAACUUCACAUGCUAUCAAUACUCUGCUUUCUCUGAAGACUGUGAAAGUCAAGGAACAUAGGAUGUGGCCUUAAGUACCAGGACUGUGCCUUUCCAGAGGUAAUGGAGCAAGGCUGAAGUGAGAUCAUCUAUUUAUGAUCUGUAGUUGAUAGAACCACAAUACUCAUGUGCCUGGAUCCUGCUUCAAGUCAACCAAGUCCACUUAAGAGAAUCACACAGAAUCCCAUCAUGGUGAGGGUUGAAAAGUGACCCUUGGAGAUGACCUAGUCCAAUACCCCUGCUAAAGCAGGGUCACCCAGAGCAGGUUGCCCAGGAUCACGAUGCCCAGGUGGUUUGGAACCUCUGCAGAGGAGAAUCUACAACCUCUCUGGGCAGCCCGGUUCGCUGCUGCCACCCUCACGGGAAAGAAGCUUCUCCUCAUGUCCAGAUGUAAGCUCCCGAGGCGCGGUUUGUGCCCCUUGCCCCUCGUGAUGUCACAGCGCACCACUGGAAAGUGGCUGGCACCAUCCUCCUGCACCUCACCCCGUAGCUAUUGAUGAGCAUUGAGAUCCCCUUUCAGUCUGCUCUUCUCCGGGCUAAACAGCCCCAGGUCUCUGAGAUUUCCGUGUCAGAGAGAUGCUCCAGUUCCCUCACCGUCUUCACAGCUUCUGCUGGACACUUUCCAGUAGCUCCUUUCCUCUUUUGGGCUGGGGAGCCCAGACCUGGACACAGAACUCCAGAAGUGAUCAGAUGAGCUUUUUUACUGGGAUUCAAACUCCAGUGGCAGCCUCUGAGGGCAGUUCACGCACCACGAAAGAUACAAACACUGGUCUGAGGCUGAAAGAUGCCCUUACAGUCCACGCAGCAGGGAAGGUACAAACACCUCCGCCGCCGGGAGGCUGGGCCGAGCACGGCCGGGAGGAGCGGGGAGGGGGCCGUGGCUACAGGGAAUCGUGAGGCGGCUACCGAGGAGGCGCGGAGGACGCGGGCGAGGUGGCGGCGGCGGCUCCUCCACGCCCAGGGCCGCCGCUUAAAACCGGUGCCGAAAGGUGUGGCUUUACUUUUCCUCUGCCGGAGGGGAGGAGAACGGACGGGACCUCCGCUCUUGCUGCCGCCUCGUCCUCCUCCUCCAGCAGCAGCCGCCGCCGCCCUCCCUCCACCGCGCCGCGGUUCGCCCCUGCCCACUCCUCCACCUGCAGGCCGCGCAGAUCCCCGGCGCGUAGCCCUUCUCCGGUUCUCCGUGGGCUGCGAGGGAGAGGCAGUUCCGCGGCAGGCUCUCCCGGGGGUGAAUGCCUUUUCCCUCGCCGACUCUGCCUCAGUUUCCUCCCCGUCGGUUUCCACCGCGUUCCCUCUGCCUGCGCAUUCCCCCGCCGCCAUGAGCAUCAACGGCGGCUCGCACCCGCGGAUCAACACCUUGGGCCGGAUGGCGCGGGCAGACUCGGGCACCGACCUGCGCUACGAGAUGAGCUCCCAUGUGGUGGGGGGCGGCGGCGGCGGCGGCACCCAUACCCACAAGACUUACUACUACCAGAAGACCUACGGCGGGGACUAUGCUUCCGACGGAUACGGCCAGAAUGGGACCUGCACAGUGUCCAGACGCCAGAACACCAUCCAGGAGCUUUUGCAAAACUGUUCAGAUUGCCUGAUGCGAGCGGAGCUCAUCGUGCAACCUGAAUUGAAAUAUGGGGACGGUGUCCAAAUUAGGGGGAACAGAGAUCUGGAAGAGUGUUUUGCCCAGGCAAAUGACCAAAUGGAUAUCCUGGAUGGGCUGAUCAGAGAGAUGAGGCAGAUGGGCCAGCCCUGUGACAUGUAUCAGAAAAGGCUGCUUCAGCUUCAAGAGCAAAUGCGUGCCCUGUACAAAGCCAUCAGUGUUCCCCGUGCUAGGAGGGCCAGCUCCAAAGGCGGUGGUUGCUACUCCUCUCAGAGUGGCUCAGGCUGGGACGAGUACACAAAACGUGUCACAAGUGAAUGUCUGAACUGGAUGAGGCAGCAGAAGACUGAAAUGGAGCUGGUGAAAUGGGGCUUUGAUGCCGCAUCCAUUGAGCAGCAGAUUGGUGACCACAGAAGAACUCACAAUGCCAUCGGGGACUAUCGCUGGCACCUGGACAAAGUCAAAACAGACCUGCGGGAAAAGGCUGCAGUUCACCAGCUGGAGGAAGAAUAUGAAGGACUACUGAAAUACUCCUUUGAGAGAAUGGAUCAGCUCCGGCAAUUCCAGAACCUCAUCCAGGCCACCAGCAGAGAGAUCAUGUGGAUCAAUGACUGUGAAGAAGAGGAGCUUCUCUAUGACUGGAGUGACAGGAACACUGACAUUGCCAGGAAGCAGGAGGCCUUCUCUAAACGGAUGAGUGAACUGGAAGUUAAAGAAAAAGAACUCAACAAGCUAAAGCAAGAAAGUGACCAGCUAGUGCUCAACCAGCACCCUGCUUCAGACAAAAUUGAGGCCUACAUGGAUACACUACAAACACAGUGGAGCUGGAUUCUUCAGAUCACCAAAUGCAUUGAUGUUCAUCUGAAAGAGAAUGCAGCUUACUUUCAGUUCUUUGAAGAGGCCCAAGCCACAGAGAGCUACCUGAAGAACUUACAAGACUCCAUCAGAAAGAAGUUCAUCUGCGACAAGAGCAUGUCACUGCAGUCUUUGCUGGAGCAGAUCAAAGAGCUGGAGAACGAGCGGGAGAGAAUUCUGGAAUACAAGAGGCAAGUGCAGAGUUUGGUGAAUAAAUCCAAGAAGAUUGUGCAGCUGAAGCCACGCAACCCAGACUACCGGAGUAACAAGCCCAUCAUCCUCAAGGCUCUCUGUGAUUACAAACAGGAUCUGAAAACAGUGCGCAAAGGAGACGAGUGUAUCCUGAAGGACAACAACGAGCGCAGCAAGUGGCUGGUGACUGGCCCUGGAGGAGUCGACAUGCUGGUGCCGUCUGUUAGUCUUAUCAUCCCUCCCCCCAAUCCGUUAGCAGUGGAUCUGGCAAGCAAAAUUGAGCAGUACUAUGAAGCUAUUUUAGCUUUGUGGAACCAGCUGUAUAUCAACAUGAAGAGCCUGGUAUCUUGGCAUUACUGCAUGAUUGACAUUGAGAAAAUCAAAGCGAUGACUAUUGCCAAGCUGAAAACAAUGCGAAGGGAAGAUUACCAAAAAAUAAUAACUGACCUGGAGAUCCAUUACCAAGAAUUCCUUAGGAACAGCCAAGGCUCAGAGAUGUUUGGUGAUGAAGACAAACGGAACAUCCAGUCUCAGUUCACUGAUGCUCAGAAGCACUACCAAACCUUGAUUAUACAACUGCCCAACCAACCACGUCAGCCACAGACAGUGGUUCCAACUGAGACCUGCCCUUUGGGCUCCUCAAACACCAUUAUUGUUAAUGAGAGAAACCGAGAACAUGAGAAGCAGGAGGCCUGGCUGCUGAUGGAGCUUCAGAAACUUCGGCGCCAGAUUGAAGCUUCUGAGAUCCGAAUGGUUCAGAGGGCUCCUCUUGGAGUGGAUCAAGGGGCUGUACAUGACUUUUCAGUCAGGAUAAAGGAUUUAGAGGGUGUGCAGAAUGACUCUCAGAUAAUGGCUGAAACCCUCAAUAAGCAUAAGGACUUGCUGCCUAACUUCAGAGGCUGUGAGAAGUACGUCUACUUGCAGUCAGAGAUUAAUGCCCUGUUUCAAAAGCUGGAAAACAUUAAUGGUGUUUCUGCUGGCUACUUAGACAGCUUGAACGCUCUGAGAUGUCUGCUCCAGAUGAUUCUACAAACAGAAGAUGUGAUCAGAGUUUUUGAAGUCAGACUGUCUGAGGAGGAGACUGUUCCUUUGGAUCUUGAUAAAGUGGAGGCUUAUCGGGCUUGUCUGAAGAAAAUGAAAGCAGACCUAAACAUGAAGAAGUCACUUCUGAAUACCCUGGAAAACGAGCUGCAGAAAACACUUCAGAUUCACUCACAGUCUUGCCAGUCCUAUACCCUCUAUGACAUGGACAUUGGGAAGUUUUGUGACAAAGUUACCCAGCUGAUAGACCGCUGGCAGAGAGCUGAUAAGCAAAUAGAUAACAGAUCGUGGGACUUAGAAAGGCAAAUCAAACAGCUGAAAACUUACCGAGAUCUCUACCAGGCUCUGUGCAAAUGGAUGAAUGAUGCAAAGCGCAGGCAGGAUGCUAUUGAGUCCAUGAAGCUGUGUGAUUGCAACGCCAUCAUGAGAUACCUCCAUGAUCAGAAGAACUUACACAGUGAAAUCUGUGGGAAGCGAGACAAAGUGGAGGAGCUUCUAAAGCAUGCAGAUCAGUGCUCGGCUGCAAUUAAGGAUUAUGAACUACAAGUUGCUUCCUACAGUUCUGGAUUAGAAACCUUGCUCAACAUACCUAUCAAGAAGAGUGUGGUUCAGUCUCCUGCAGUGCUCAUUCUACAAGAGGCUAAUGAGGCUCAGUCUCGCUACAUCGAGCUUCUCACAAGAUCAGGAGAUUAUUACCGAUUCUUAAGUGAAAUGUUAAAGAGCAUGGAGGACUUGAAGAUGAAAAACACCAAAAUUGAACUCUUGGAAGAAGAACUCAGGCUUGCCAGGGAUUCAAAUUCAGAGACGAGCAACAAACAUAAAUUCUUGGAGCAAAAUCUGCAGAAGUACCAGAUGGACAUUUCUCAGCUCAAGGCAAAGCUGAUGAGUUUGGAGGAGAUGAAAAGACAAGCUGAAAUGGAUGGCAGUUCUGCUAAGCAAAACCUGGACAAAUGCUAUGCUCAAAUCAAGGAUCUAAAUGACAGAAUAACCAGGCUGACUUACGAGAUUGAAGAUGAGAAAAGGAAAAGGAAGUUGCUGGAGGACAGAUAUGAGCAACAGAAGAAUGACUAUGACCAGCUGCAGAAAACAAGACAAAAUGAGAAGGACAGCCUUGGCUGGCAAAAGUUAGAGUCUGAGAAGGUCAUCAAGGAGAAGGAGUACGAGAUAGAAAGAUUAAGGGUUCUUCUGCAGGAUGAAGGCACACGGAAGAGGGAGUAUGAAAAUGAGCUGGCUAAGGUAAGGAACCAGUUUAGCGAGGAGAUGAGUAAUUUAAAGAACAAGUAUGAAACAGAAAUAAAUAUUAAGAAGACCACAAUCCAGCAGAUUGCUGCACAGAAAGAUGAUGAUGCGAAAGGCCUCAGGGCCCAGGUUGACAGACUGACAAGAGAAAACAGAGACCUCAAGGAUGAGAUUGUGAGGCUGAAUGAUGCCAUUCUGCAGACCACAGAUCAGCGGAGGAGAGCAGAAGAAGACGCUCUUCAGCAAAAGGCCUGCAGUUCUGAGGUGUCACAGCAAAAGCAUCAGCUGGAGCUGGAGCUGAAACAGAUCAUUCAGCUUCGUGGCGAAGAUAACUCAAGAUACAAGCAGGCCCUUGAGGAGGCUGCCUCCACCAUUCAAGAUAAAACUAAGGAGCUGGAAAGGCUGAAGCUUCAGCUUCAGGAAGAAGCUAAAAGCCGAUGGGAGCUUGAAAAUGAACUGGCUAAGGUAAGGAACAGUUAUGAUGAGGAAAUUAUUAGCUUAAAGAACAAAUAUGAAACUGAGAUUAAUAUCACAAAGACCACAAUUCAUCAGGUCACCAUGCAAAAGGAAGAGGACACAAAUAACUAUAGAACACAGCUUGAUAAUGCCAUGAGAGAAAAUAGAAGUUUGUGUGAAGAAAUUAGGAGGCUGAAGAACACAAUAAGUCAGACAACAGAUAAUCUACGGAAAGUAGAGGAAAAUGCUCAGCAACAGAAGGCAGCUGGCUCAGAGCUUUCUCAGAAGAAACAGCAGCUGGAGAUUGAGCUAAAACAAGUUAUUCAGAGGCACUCUGAUGAAAGCAUGCGGUACAAACAGUCACUUGAUGAUGCUUCAAAGACCAUUAAGGAAAGAAACAAAGAGAUUGAAAGGUUGAGAAAGUUGUUGGAUGUAGAAUCGUGUCAAAGAAAAGAGCUAGAGGAUGAGAACAGUCAGUUAAAGAGAGUCCAGUUUGACCUGCAAAAAGCAAACACGAGUGCAACUGAGACCAUUAACAAGCUGAGGAUCCAGGAGCAGGAACUGACUAGACUGAAAAUUGAUUAUGAAAGAGUCUCACAAGAGAAAAAAGGCAAGGAUCAAGAGAGCGCAAAGUUCCAGAGCACUAUAAAAGACUUGCAGCUCCAGAAGCAUAAGCUGGAGGAGGAUCUUUGCAGGCAGAAUAAAAACGUAAUGGAGGAGGCAUCCAGGAGGAAGAAACUGGAGGAAGAAAUAGAAGGCAUGAGGAGGUCUCUCAGAGAGCAAUCGGUUAAAAUAACUAAUCUCACACAGCAGAUAGAGGAAGUGUCUAUUGUAAAGAAGAGGAAUGAAGAUGAUCUUAGGCACCAAAGAGAAGUGUUAGAUGGUCAUGUGAGAGAGAAGCAGAGGUACAUGGAGGAGAUAAGAAAAUACACCUCUGAUCUUGAGGCUUUGCGCCGACAGUUGGUCCAAGAACAGGAGCAAUUGAAACAGGCUCACCUACGAUGCGAGCACUUGCAGAAAUCUUCUGAGGAAAAGAGCAAAAACCUGAACGAGUGCAAAAUAGAGAUUGAAAGGCUUCAGUCUCUCACUGAGAACCUAACCAAGGAGCACUUGUUACUGGAGGAAGAGCUGCGCAAUGUUAGAUUGGAGUACGAUGACCUCAGGAUGGUCAGAAGUGAAGUUGAUGAGAAAAAUACUGCCAUUGCUGAAUUAAAGAAUCAGCUUCAGAUGAGCAGCAAGCAAACCCUGGAGCUUCAGGGCUUGAUUAAUGAUUUACAGAAAGAAAGGGAAAAAUUGAGACAGGAAAUUGAAAAAUUCCAAAAGCAAGCUCUGGAGGCAUCCAACAGGAUUCAAGAGUCCAAAAAUCAGUAUAGUCACAUUAUGCAAGAAAGAGAAACCUUGCUGAUAAAAAUGAGUGCUCUCGAGCAAGACAAAGCCAGGCUGCAGAGGCUAGAAGAGGAGCUGAACCGUUUGAAAGUCACCCUGGAGUCAGAGUCCCGACUGAAGCAGCGUCUGGAAAGUGAGAAGCAGCAAAUCCUGAAUGACCUCAAUCAGUGGAAGAGCCAGCACUCCCGGACAGAGGAAUCCAUAAGGAAGAUCCAAUGUGAGAGAGAGAAGAGUGAGAGGGAGAAGAGCUCCCUGAGGAGUGAGAUUGAAAGGCUGCAGAUGGAGAUCAAACGUAUCGAGGAGAGAUACCGAUGCAGACUGGAAGAGACUGCUGUCAAAAGUCAGUCAGAGCUGGAGUCUGAGCGUCUGAGGCUGCAGAGAGAGAUUGAGAAGCUCAAGCAACGCCCAUAUGGAUCCCACAGAUCCACGCAGACUGAGGAAGAUUUUUGUAUUGAUGCCUCCAAGUUGCUGUUCAGUGGACUGCGGAAGAAGAUUACAGCAAUGCAGCUGUAUGAGUGUCAGCUGAUAGACAAAGUCACCCUGGACAAACUGUUGAAGGGGCAGAGGUCAGUGGAAGAAGUCGCAGCUGACAUUGAACCCUACCUCAAAGGGGCAGGUGCUAUUGCAGGUGUUUCUCUUUCACCCAGACAGAAGUACUCUUUUGUUGAGGCUAAACGAAAUCAACUGCUUACAGCAGAAAAUGCAGUCCUGCUCUUAGAAGCCCAGGCAGCAACAGGAGGUGUGAUAGACCCACACCGAAACGAGAUGUUAACCGUGGACAGUGCUAUCGCCAGAGAUCUGAUUGACUUUGAUGACAGAGAACAAAUCUACACCGCAGAAAAGGCUAUUACAGGAUUUAAAGAUCCUUUCUCAGGAAAAACUGUGCCAGUGUCUGAAGCCAUCAAGAAGAAUUUGGUUGACAGAGAGACUGGGAUUCGUCUGCUUGAAGCCCAGCUAGCUGUAGGAGGGAUUGUUGAUCCUGUCAACAGUGUUUUCCUGCCUAAAGAUGUAGCUUUAUCUCGUGGCUUGAUUGACAAAGACCUGUACAGGCUUCUAUACAACUGCCAAGGUGCCACAAAGAACUUCAUUGAUCCCACCACCAAAAAGGCAGUCACUUACAUGCAGCUGAAGGAGAAAUGCAGGAUUGAACCACACACUGGUCUGCUUCUCCUCCCAGUGCAGAAAAGAAGCAUGUCAUUCCAAGGGAUCAGGCAGCCCGUCUCAGCAGAUGCACUGCUUGAGGCUGGAAUUAUUAAGGAGUCAACAAGGAAUGAUUUGGAAAGAGGUGCAAUUACAAUAGAAGAAGUGAGUGAGAGAAUUAUUGAUUUCCUUCAGGGCUCUAGCUGUAUUGCAGGCAUCUACAAUGAGGCCACUAAAGAGAAACUUGGCAUUUACCAGGCUAUGAAAAUUGGCCUGGUUAGACCGGGGACAGCCCUUGAGCUCCUAGAAGCCCAGGCAGCCACAGGCUUCAUAGUGGACCCUGUCAGCAAUGUGAGGCUGCCCGUUGAGGAAGCUUACAAAAGAGGCCUUGUUGGAAUUGAAUUUAAAGAGAAGCUUCUUUCUGCUGAAAGAGCUGUCACUGGGUACAAAGACCCAGAAACUGGAAACAUAAUUUCUCUGUUUCAAGCAAUGAACAAAGAGCUCAUAGAGCGAGGCCAUGGCAUUCGCUUGCUAGAAGCUCAGAUUGCUACUGGAGGAAUCAUUGACCCCAAAGAGAGCUACCGAUUACCGGUGGAGACGGCCUACAAGCGCGGCUACUUCAAUGAGGAGCUCAACCAGAUCCUUAGCGAUCCAAGUGAUGACACCAAAGGCUUCUUUGAUCCCAACACAGAGGAGAACUUGACCUACUUGCAACUGAAAGAAAGAUGCAUAAAGGAUGAAGCAACAGGACUCUGCCUUCUACCGCUGAGAGAGAAAAAGAAGGUGGUGCACACCUCGCAGAAGAACACCCUUAGGAAGCGCCGGGUUGUCAUUGUAGAUCCAGAAACAAACAGGGAGAUGUCUGUGCAGGAGGCGUAUAGCAAAGGCCUCAUCGAUUUUGACACCUACACAGAACUAGCUGAGCAGGAGUGUGAGUGGGAAGAGAUAACUAUCACAGGAUCAGACGGCAGCAGCAGAGUAGUCCUUGUGGACAGAAAAACAGGCAGCCAGUAUGACAUCCAGGACGCUAUUGAUAAAGGUCUGGUGGAGAGGAAGUUCUUUGACCAGUACCGCUCCGGCAGUUUAAGCCUGACGCAGUUUGCAGACAUGAUCUCCUGCCGUAACGGCACUGAUGAGGUGUUUCGGCAUGAGUCGGUGACUCGGUCUCCCACGGUGCUGAGCGUCAGGAGUUCUUCUUCACUGAUCAGGAGUGGCUCUUUCUCCGACACCCCAGAAGAGUGCAGUCCUAUUGCAGCCAUAUUUGACACAGAAAACUUGGAGAAGAUCUCAAUUUCAGAAGCUAUACAGCGGGGCAUUGUGGAUAGCAUCACUGGGCAACGCUUGCUUGAAGCCCAAGCCUGCACAGGGGGCAUAAUAUGCCCUACCACAGGCCAGAGGCUUUCCCUUCAGGAAGCCACCAAUCAAGGCAUCAUUGAUCAGGAUAUGGCAACACGUCUCAAACCAGCCCAGAAGGCCUUCAUAGGGUUUGAAGGCAUAAAGGGUGGACGCAAGAGGAUGUCAGCAGCUGAAGCAGUGAAGGAAAAGUGGUUGCCUUAUGAGGCUGGGCAGAGGUUCCUGGAAUUCCAGUACCUCACCGGAGGUCUCGUGGACCCAGAUGUGCGUGGAAGAAUAAGCACUGAAGAAGCCAUUAGGAACGGGUUGAUUGAUGGUCGUGCUGCCCAGAAAUUGCAAGAUACUAACAGCUAUCCCAAAAUUUUAACUUGCCCCAAGACCAAACUGAAAAUAUCCUACAAAGAUGCAAUGAAUCGGUCGAUGGUGGAAGACAUCACUGGGCUGAAGCUGUUGGAAGCAGCCUCUGUGUCAUCUAAAGGCAUAUCCAGUCCCUACAAUGUCUCCUCAGCACCGGGCUCUCGCUCUGGCUCUCGUUCUGGCUCACGUUCAGGCUCACGCAGCGGGUCCAGAAGGGGAAGUUUUGAUGCAUCAGCAAGCUCUUCCUACUCUUACUCAUACUCAACCUUCAGCAGUGGGUCUAUCGGGCGCUAAUAAGUGGGGGAACGUGUCUACAUUUUAAUAUCAUUUAGGUUGUUCUAUUUCCCCUUUCCUAAAACCAUCAACAAAGAAACCCAAACCCUUACUUUUUUUUUCUGAAUGUGUUCAACUUCUGAAAAUGCUGUAAAAUGCUUGAACACAAAUUCAUGGAAUACAGAUCAGGGGACUCACAAAGUCCUACUUGUGAAUUUUGGUUCCUAUUUCCUUAUAGUGUUGGGAUUUUCAUUGGUCCAUCUUUUACCUUCUCCUUUUACCUGUCAACCAGAUAACUGAGGUUUGAGAUCUUGCAGUAAUUGUCUUCCCACCUGUUUUUUCAAUUUGCUAUUAUGAAGAAAAAAUACCAAGUAAAUGGACAGAAAGUGCCUUUAAUAUUGGUUUACAACCUACCCUAUAAUGAUGAAAAGCUCUAUCUUACAGGUGUUCUAUUUUCCUCUUUUGGGCUACUCACUUUAUUAAGUAUAACCUGGUGAAUAUAAAGGGCUAUUACUAAGCUGGGCUUUGUCUUACUAUUCCCCAUAUAUAUUUUCUACUGUUUUGCUUCGUUUUCAUGUAACAACAACAAAAAACUAACAGCACCAUGUGAGCUACCGUGGACAAUAAACUUUUUGAAGUUUUAAACUA
This is a messenger RNA of Pogoniulus pusillus (Red-fronted tinkerbird), 12677 nucleotides long. RefSeq names its product desmoplakin (gene DSP). The record is from RefSeq and is a predicted model, not a curated record. The coding region runs from base 2931 to 12050 and encodes 3039 amino acids. NCBI's taxonomy places the organism in Eukaryota, Metazoa, Chordata, Aves, Piciformes, Lybiidae. The transcript is spliced from 27 exons. Gene Ontology annotation, biological process: intermediate filament cytoskeleton organization; skin development; wound healing. Gene Ontology annotation, cellular component: cytoskeleton; cytoplasm; intercalated disc. Gene Ontology annotation, molecular function: structural molecule activity; protein binding.